Molecule: messenger RNA, 2667 nt
Organism: Entamoeba dispar SAW760
Lineage: Eukaryota; Evosea; Mastigamoebida; Endamoebidae
Exons: 1
Coding region: 1-2667 (888 amino acids)
Source: RefSeq, a predicted model, not a curated record
AUGCUUUUAAUUACUCUCCUCUUGUGUCUUUUUGCAAGAGCAGAUGAUAUACCAACAAAUUUACAAUGUACCAUGGCUCUUCCAAUUAUUGUUCAACAAUCAUAUAUUUACCAUCAUAAAAUUGAUGAAAAUCUACAAACUUCAACUGUGGAACUUACUGAAGAAGAUGGAACUAAAUCAACUGAAACUGUUCGUGGACUUUAUUUUAUGUUAAAUGAAAUUGAAGAUACCUCUUUGUAUGUUUCUACAUGUGGUGCAAGAACUACAGUUGAAACUGAAAUUUAUAUUUUCAGUGAUUGUAACAAUGGUGUUGCUUCAGGAAUUACUAAAAUCUCAAAGAGUGAUGUUACUUGUUCUUCAACUGGAAAAUCUGCUUCAUUCUUUGAUCUUAAGGCAAAUACUACAACGUAUGUACUUGUCAAAGUUGUAGGAAAUGGAUCAGGUAAUCUUGCUACCAGUUUUGUAAAAGUAAAUAACUUACCAAACUAUUAUUGUGAACAAGCACUUGAAAUUCAAUCUAUUCCAUACUCUGAUAUCUCUGAUUAUACUGUAAAUUAUCCUACUGGUGAUGUUAAAUGUCUUUCACAAUCAAUGCCAGCUAAAUGGUAUCAUAUGAAAGGAACAGGAAAAUAUUAUCUUGUUGAUACAUGUUCUUCCUUAACACAAAUUGAUACUUAUUUAGUACUUGUUGAUUCUAUUAAUCUUGGAGAUACUUGUAAACAAGCUGAAUGUACUAAAUAUAAUGAUAAUGGUUGUGGAAAAGGAAGUACUGGUUCUACUCUUUUAUUUAAAUCAGAAGAAGGAAAAGAUUAUCAUAUUGGUGUUUUUGGAAAGAAUGGAGCAAAUGGUAGAUUCCAAGUUAAUGUACAAACUGUUGAUAAUACUCUUCCAUUUAAUUGUGAAAAUGCUGUUAGUAUUAAUUUACCAUUUACAAGGACUCAAAACGUUCCUUCUGCAUGGCCUUUAACUCCUGUUAUUUCUGAAGGUGGAGCUCAAUACCCAGUAUUUUAUUUAAGUAUUAUAGGAACUGAUAAUGAUGUUGUUUUUUCAACUUGUAAAACAGAGUCUAAAGUUAGUGGUACUGGUAUUGAAUUAAUUCAAGGAUGUAAAUCAACUACUGUUUUGGAACCACUUUACAGUGGAAGUUGUAAUAAAGAUGAAUAUAAAGUAUUCCAUCUUGAUGCUGGAGUUACGUACAUUGCUAAAUUUUAUGCAAAAGAAUCUGAUAGUAAAAUUGUUAUGAAUGUACAAUUAAAAGGUCAAAAUCAUUACCAAUGUGUUGAUGCUCUUUCUUUAAUUGAAAGUUAUACUGAUACAAUUCCAUUAAAACAAUUAAAAAAAUCACUUCAUGGUUGUGAUGGUGUUGAAGAAUAUCAUCAAGGUGCAUGGUAUCAACUUAAGAAAAGUACUUCAUCUUCAGUUGAACACUAUCGUAUUGGUGCUAGUACAUUAAGUGGUGAUAUUGCAAAUAUAGGAAUUGAACAACAACUAACAUGUGACUCAACUCAGUGUGUUAGCAAAGAAACAAACACUGCUCAAAUGGAUGUAUUCCUAAAUGAUGAAUUUAGAUAUAUUUUUGUUUACGGUACAGGAGGACAAGAAACGUUAUCUGUAGGAAUUGUUAAAUUUGAUGAUAUUGCUCAUUCAGUAUGUACUGCUCCAAAGAUAAUUUCUAUUCCAUUUACAACUGUUGGAUUUAUUGAUACAACACAAUCUAAUACUCUUAAAUGUAUUAUGACACAAUAUCCUAGUUUCUGGUAUUCUAUUCAAUUAUCAGAAAGUCUUGACGUAAUUGCAUCAACUGUUUCAUCUGACACUAAAGUUGACACUUAUAUUGAAGUUUUGACUGGAUGUUAUGGUGAUGAAAAUGUUAAUUGCAUUGCUUAUAAUGAUAAUUUAGAUAAUUCUGCUGAUACUUCAAGUAGACUUACAUUCUCUGCAUAUUCCAGAACAGUAUAUAAUAUUGCAGUUGCUCAAAAAGAACGAACUGCUCGUGCACAUCGAUUUUCUAUUUAUCCAACUCAAGCCCCUGCUGGAUCUAUGUGUGAAACAUCAGAUUAUCUUGACACUGUUGAAGCUCAACAAACUAUAUACGUUCAUACUACUUAUGCACAUGAAACUAAAGUUUCAGGAAAAGUUCUUAAAGGAUCAUAUUUUAGGUUUAAUACUCAUGUACCAUUACAAUUAACAAUUCGUACGUGUUCUACAGGUACUGAAAUUAAUAACGUUAUUGCUAUCUUUAAAAGCUGUAAUACUCAAAAAGAUGAAGAUGGUAAGUAUGUUUCUAUUCCUGAUAUUAUGGUUGCAGGUACUAACUCAAGUAAAAAAGCAUGUGGUACAUUUGGUGCAGAGUUGUCAUACCAAACUCAACCAGAUACAAACUAUUACUUAUUUAUUGCUUCACUUGAACAUGGAUAUGAUGGAAUGAUUGAGGCUGAAGUAAUUCUUGAAGAAAAAUCACAAAAUCCACCAAUGCCACCACCUGAAGAAAGUAGUACUAAUGAUAAUGACGAUAAUAAUGAACAACACCAUGGUAUUUCUGGGUGGGGAAUUUGGGGUAUUCUCCUUUAUGCAGUUUAUUUCGUAAUUAUUAUUGUUGCAUUGAUAAUUAUCAUAAUUAUUUACAAAAAGAAAAAUUCAUCUUCAUCAAGUUUCAGUAGUUUCUAA